Molecule: messenger RNA, 2647 nt
Organism: Belonocnema kinseyi
Lineage: Eukaryota; Metazoa; Arthropoda; Insecta; Hymenoptera; Cynipidae
Product: HIRA-interacting protein 3-like
Exons: 5
Coding region: 495-2057 (520 amino acids)
Cellular component (GO): nucleus
Source: RefSeq, a predicted model, not a curated record
CUUGGGUAUUUCGUGACCUGUUUCAUUGAUCUAUUAAUUUUCCCAGUUCAUCAUUUUCUUGUUCUCACUCAGUUAGUCGCAGUCCAUUUUACCAAUAUUUUACAUAUUUACAUUAUCAAUUUCGGGUCACGCGCAACAUUUUGCUUUUGGCGUCAUCUGCACUGGAACGUCUGAAGUGAGAACAACUAGCGUUCGCGUGCGUUGCGUUGGUGAACUUAACCACACUCGCCCAUUUAUGCAUAUCAAAGCAUCUGCUUCUCAUUCAUUAUUUCUAGUAAUUCCUAGCUUGUGUGGAAAACAGUGAACAAAUAUUUUCGGGCGAAUACUUAAAAAUAUCUUUAAUGUUUUUACUGAGUGAAAUGUGAAGAUUUUGUUUGGAAAAUUUUUCCAUGGAUGAGAAGAUCCUGUGGCUAGCAGAUUCUUGAAAUUCUGAGAAUGAUAGACACGAUCUCAUCUAAACUUCGACACACUUUUUCGGUGUGGUUUUCUAAAUCAUGGUGGAGUCCGAUCACAGCGAAGCUGGACAGGAUGUGACUUCGACCAACGCAGUUCGAAAAAUCGACGCUAUUGACACAGCUAGUGAAGUUUCGAGUAAGAGACCACGUGAGGAUUGUCUGGAAGACGGUAAGGUUGAUCUGCCGAACAAAAAAUCCCGCAGUGAAAUGGAGGAACAAGCAUCAGCUCUCAAGGAUGAAAGUGCAACUGUCCCAGAGUCCAACGGUACCAACAUGGUCGUUGACGAGGAAAAGAACAGCCAGGGAAAUGGGGAUGCAAACUUGAAGCCAACUUCUGAUGAUGCUGAGAACCGCGAGAGUGCAGAUAACGCUUCUAGUGCUGAUAUGGAAACACAGGAGGACUCUCAAGAGGAAAAAUCCGAAGAUGAGAAGCAGGAAAUGGAAAUUAACCAGGAUGCUCCGGACUGUUUGGCCAAGGAGGACAAGGGCAAACCUAUGGAACAAGAUGAAGCUGAGGAUAAGGAUACAUCAAAGUCCGAGAAAGCAGAGAUUAGCGAUAAAUCCAAACCCGAAGAGGCAGAAAAGUCAGAUGGCGACGAAGAAAAGGGCAAACGUUCCUUGGGCAAGAACACAGAAAUCGUAGGCGGUCUGGAGCUUACAGUUGAGAAUGCGAGCGAUAUGGAGUCCGAGAGUGAGAAGGGCGAAGAAAAAAAAUCCCGACCAAAAACUGCAAUUGUAAAAGCAAAACCAACCGACUCAGAAUUGGAAGCAAGUGCGUCGGAUGCCGAUGGUGAAAAAGCAGAAUCCCAGGAUGGAAAAGACGAAGAAGGUGAAGAGGAUGAUGAAAAACCCGAUGAUGAGAAGAAAACUAAGAGGAAGGGUAGAAGAAAAUCAUUCACCAAAUUGAAGGGUUCCGGAUCGGAGGAAAGCUCCGAUAAUGAUUCCAAUGAUGAUGAAGACUAUAGUCCUACUAAGAAGAAGCGAUCUCCAGCUAAAAAGACACCGGCUAAGACUCCAGGUAAAAGAGGUCGUGGCCGUGGACGCGGUCGACCGCCAACCAGGAACUUGAAAGAGGCCAAGGAAAAAUCCGAUGAAGACGAUGAUGUAAAUUUGGCCAGCAGAUCUAGAAGGACUUCGUCUAAACGCAGCGAGAAGGCAGAGGAAGCCAAAGACGAUUCUUCAGAAAGCGAGAACGAAAGCAGUAGCGAAGAAGACAGCGGAAAGGAUAAAAAGAGGAGAAAGAGAAAUACUGAUCCGGAGAAUGACAAGAGGAUACAGUCACUAAAGAAGUACAUAGCCAUGGCUGGGAUAAAGGCAAAAUACCCGAAUGUUUGGGAGGGUUGCAAGACUAAUAGCGACCGCAUCAAGUGUCUGAAAGAGCUCUUGGAGAAACAUGGUGUGUCUGGCAGACCCACUGCGGAAAAGUGCAAGAAGGCAAAGGAGCAAAAUGAAAGGAUAGGCGAUGCUCCAGAGUCCACUCCAAGCAAAGCCGCAUCCGGUGAAGGUCGUGUAACCCGUGCAAGAAGAACUCAAAACACUCCUGGCACAACACGGAAUCGCGAGUCUCGUAAGAAAUCACAGGCCGAGAGUGACUCUGAAUGAAAAUAAAUUCGCUCGAGGAGACCCUGAAUCGCUAAGCUGAAACGACUGAUACAGUAAGUCAUUGAUUUGUUGCUUUCACGGGUCAAGCUUGUUCUGUGUUUCGGCACUCGCCCUCCAUGGGCAUCAAUUUUGACGCAAAGGAAGUGAAUUGAAAGUUGACAACUUGCCUGAAAACAGUGCAUAAUGUAUAUCAAAAUAUAUUAAUUUCAUUUUUAAAGACCGCUACGCACUUGCGUGUUUGGGAAAAAGUAUUUAAUGGCUUGAUUGAAUUUAUACGUGGAACCAAGCACAAGAUAUGUACGUGCAAAGAAAUACAAUUUAGUGUAUAUAAGUGCAAACACGCGUAGUCUAAGGGGAGGGUCUCCUAUUAUUAAUUUUCCAGGUGUUAAUUCUUUCUGUCCACUUACGAAGUAUCGUAUAAUUAUUAAAUUCUUAAAUUUUAAUUUAGCCAAGUAACCAGUCACGUAUAUGUCUCUAAAGGAAAGUGUACAACUGCAUAAUAAUUCCAUUAUGAUUGUUGAAAAUUCAGGAAUACAUAUAAGUUUAUGUCCAUAUGAUCAUUUAUUACAAAAUAAAUAAAUAUAAUGAGA